AUGGUUCCAUUCUCCAGCCUUAUUGUCGCCUCCGCGAUGGUGACAGCAGCUCUCGCUGCUCCCACCGAGAACCUUACCAAGCGCAGCAACUCCAAAAAGGGCGCUGCAUACAACGACGCCAGCCUCGUCGGACUUGUCACUGACGCCUCCUGGGCUUACAACUGGGGUAGCUAUGGAGGCAACCUCCCUUCCGGUGUUGAAUUCGUACCUAUGCUCUGGGGAUCCAACACCAAUGGAUGGGAUAAUAACGUCCAAGCCGCCCUCACCAGUGGCAGCAAGCACAUUCUCGGUUUCAAUGAACCCGAUCUCAACAGCCAAUCAAACAUUGACCCUUCUACCGCUGCUGCUCUAUACAAGCAAUACAUCACCCCUUACCAGGACCAGGCUGAAUUGGUUACCCCUGCCGUGACCAACGGUGGUGCACCCAUGGGUCUCACUUGGAUGGAGCAAUACCUUGAAGCUUGCAAUGGCGAAUGUGGUCAAACCGCCAUGGCCAUUCACUGGUAUGCGGAUGCCGCCUAUACCGAUCUUGAGAGCUACAUCACCCAAGCCUACAAUCUUGCGGCCAGUUACGGUAUCUACAAGAUCUGGAUCACCGAGUUUCAGUUGACUGGUGUCUCGGAUAAUGAUCAGGCAGAUUUCAUUAACAAUAUUAUCCCCUGGCUGGAUUCUACCGAUUAUGUUGAGCGUUAUUCCUACUUCUUUGUUGCCGAUGGUUAUUUGAUUAGCGGUAGCUCUUUGAGUACUAUCGGCUCCGCUUACAACUCUGCUGACUCUUACCAUUUGAAGAAGGUUUGA
Molecule: messenger RNA, 798 nt
Organism: Talaromyces stipitatus ATCC 10500
Lineage: Eukaryota; Fungi; Ascomycota; Eurotiomycetes; Eurotiales; Trichocomaceae
Exons: 2
Coding region: 1-798 (265 amino acids)
Biological process (GO): fungal-type cell wall polysaccharide metabolic process
Cellular component (GO): fungal-type cell wall
Source: RefSeq, a predicted model, not a curated record